Eimeria mitis is the source of this 1608-nucleotide messenger RNA. RefSeq lists its product as uncharacterized. Lineage: Eukaryota; Apicomplexa; Conoidasida; Eucoccidiorida; Eimeriidae. The transcript has 3 exons. The record is from RefSeq and is a predicted model, not a curated record. Bases 1 to 1608 code for a protein of 535 amino acids.
AUGGGAAAGAAAGCGCCAGAGGGCCUGGGGUUAAUGCCUAUGAGCGAAACCAAGCCAUUGGAUGAGACCCAGAAUCAUGGCCCUUCUGUGGUUGAACGGGGUGGAGGCACAGGUGGUUUAUCCACGAUCGAGGCCCAGGGGGAACAGCAGUUGAGCGUGCCAGCGGCACAUCCUGGGGGGAUACCCCAAUCGUCAGGACGUUAUAGCGUUGCAUUUAAAGUAUGUCUCAUCUUGGCGCUCUUCGUUUGUGCGUCUCUUAGUGUGGGCCGCACGGCUUUGGGAAGGGAUGGGAGGAUGGCUGUGGGCCGGGCUGCAUCUGGACGAGCACCCGAAACCGUAGCAGCUCCCGCGUCAGAUACUUUAUACGCCUGGCAGCUAAGAGUAAAAAGGACGAAGGAGAUUGAGGAGGGCCUUCAGAAGGCACUUGGGGAAUAUAUGGGAAAGCCAGAAGACCUUGGAAGUCCGCCGCCGGAAAUAGGUAAAUGGAGACGCAGCGAGCUCCUCUGCAAGUGCAUUUCCCGCGUGGUUUUGCCUUAUGCUGCAGCUUCCGGCACUAUUCCUGGGAGCGAAGAUGUGGCGGCGUGUUUGGCCCGUGCAUUGGAUGCUGUGCGCAGCGCCUCUGCCUCUACACAAGAAGAGAUCGUUGAAAAAUACCUCAAGAAUGUAUUGGAAGCUUCCGAGAACAACGGCCCCACGCUGCUUCUGGAGGAUUUUGUCAAAAGAGUGCAGGCAGCGGCGCCCUCCGAGGAGGAUACCAAUCCGGAGAAGGAGGAAGCUCAAAGCGCGAGACGUGCUCUUCUGGUGGCCGUGCUGGAGGGCUUUACAGCCAGAAUCGAAGCCCUAGAGCAUCUCAGGCUAGUGGCAGCAGCUGCAUGUGACGAGCAAGCGAGGUUGGAGAAGCAAGAGCCCAAGGAUAGCGUAGGGCUCGCGCAGUUGCUGAGGAAGGUGCAGGGGAUCCCUGAAGAGGAUGUUGAGGCAGCAGCGCAGCAGGUGGAAUCGGUCACCCCCUCCGUUCCGGCAUUCGAAGCGCAACGGCUCAUCAGCCAUAUCCAGUAUUCAAGGGAAAAGCUUGCGGGGGACUUGAAGGUGGCUGCUGCGCUCUUAUGCCCUCUACGCAACGCAAAAGAUGAAACAUUGGAAGAGUUAUUGAGACCCCUUGAGUCGCCUGCUGUAUCUCUCUUGCAGCAGCAGACUACGUUGCACGGCCGAGAAAAUGCAAUGAUUACAGUAGACAUGGAAAGCUCCCGAUUUGUCCGGGAUAUGAUGAGGUCCCUGGAGACCAACGGGCAGGGCAAGGAUUUCCUGAGAAAGGCCUAUCAAUCCCUAUCUGGAAUUCAUCGGCUCGACAGGACGUGCAGACCCUGGGCCAGCCAGCGCCUUGACUUUUGGGGGUUUCUCAGAGAUAACUGGACAGCAGAAGCCCACGAAAAGCUGUGCGAACUCCUCGAAUUUGGGGGCCGUUCCGGGAACAGUGAAGGAGAAUUUCCUAUCACUUUGAAACGUAGUUGCUUGCUAAACUCGAUAAAAUUCACUCGUAUCAAACCAAGCAUCCGGAGAGUCGAGUUCGACGAACGGGAAACGACGGAAACGAACGACGGCAGGGACUAG